AUGAGUGUUUAUAGUCUGAGGCUCAUCAAUUUUAUCAGAGCUGCUGAAAUCCUCUUUAUUUCAUGUCAACAGUUUCUUUUACAUCGCUAUACUGAUGUCUUGUGAAGACGAGCUUCAGACCAUCAGGAAAAAGUGAAAUCUGCAAAUAUAUAGUAUAACAAUGACCUCUGUUUAUUGAAGGACAGUGAGAAGAUGAGUGAUCCAGAUCUUGGCAGUAUUAAACAGGAAGAGACUGAAGAACUAAUAGAUGUGAUUGUAAAGGAGGAGAGUGAAGAACUGAGUGAAGAUGAGGAGAAACAUCAGGUCAAAAGUGAAGAAAACACUCUAUCCGAGACUGAACAAAGUAUUUUAAUGAACAUAACAACCGUGAAUGGUUUCAUCUGCAGUCAGUGUGGAAAGAGUUUCAAGAACAAGUACACUCUCAAUUAUCACAUGAUGAUCCACAAUGGAGAGAAACCGUACACGUGUUCACACUGCGAGAAGAGUUUCAGUCAUUCAGGGAACCUGAAAAAGCAUGAGAGGACUCACACUGGAGAGAAACCGUUUCACUGCGUUGUUUGUGGGAUGAGCUUCACACAGUCAUCUUCUCUGCAAAGACACACAAAAAAGAUUCACAACCUGAUUGUGAAGGAGGAGGAUGAGGAGGAGGAGGAAAGUGAAGAAGUUGUUGAAGCCACGACGGUCCACCGAAGCGUUCAAACAAAGGACAAACCGCAUUCAUGCUCUUGGUGUGGAAAUAGUUUUGCACAUCAGGCACAUUUAAGAGAACACGAGCGGAUUCACACUGGAGAGAAACCAUUCACAUGUCCUCAGUGCGGGAAGAGUUUCAGACACUCGUCAUCCUUUACUCAACACAUGAUGAUCCACACUGGAGAGAAAACGCACACCUGUGAUCACUGCGGCAAAACAUUUUUGAGGCCUUCACAGCUGAAGAAACAUCUUGGAGUUCAUAAAAGGAGAAGACAGAUUCAUGUUCUCUGUUAGUAAAGAGUUUUACACACUUAAACAAUAUUCACCUACCUGAACACUCUACGUUGUUUUCAUUAAACAUCUCAUUUGAUAGUUGACGAUGUCGAUGC
Molecule: messenger RNA, 1079 nt
Organism: Danio rerio (zebrafish)
Lineage: Eukaryota; Metazoa; Chordata; Actinopteri; Cypriniformes; Danionidae
Source: RefSeq, a predicted model, not a curated record